Molecule: messenger RNA, 315 nt
Organism: Vicia faba (fava bean)
Lineage: Eukaryota; Viridiplantae; Streptophyta; Magnoliopsida; Fabales; Fabaceae
Source: the annotation of a GenBank genome assembly
AUGUCUGACCAUACACCUGUUCACACUACCGUCGCGGCCGACAGACUAGGCCAGCGACACCACAAACCCCUCGUCGUUGAAGACGGACUCCACAGCCAUCAACGCGACCUUACUUCCUUCAGCCUCAACUGCACUGCCUCUGUCAAAGCUGUUGACAUCCUCACCGCCAUGGCUGUCCCGGUCGAACUCUCCGAUCAUGAAUCGCUUGUCAAAUCGGCUAGCACUUCACUUAACAGCAAGGUUGUUAAUACUCUUCGCUUCUCACUCCGAUCCACCGCUUCGGUAACUUGUUCCCCCAGUUUUACUUAUCCUUGA